Messenger RNA from Osmia bicornis bicornis, 676 nucleotides. RefSeq names its product U6 snRNA-associated Sm-like protein LSm2. Gene Ontology annotation, molecular function: RNA binding. The record is from RefSeq and is a predicted model, not a curated record. Gene Ontology annotation, cellular component: U6 snRNP; Lsm1-7-Pat1 complex; P-body. The transcript is spliced from 4 exons. NCBI's taxonomy places the organism in Eukaryota, Metazoa, Arthropoda, Insecta, Hymenoptera, Megachilidae. Gene Ontology annotation, biological process: mRNA splicing, via spliceosome. The coding region runs from base 309 to 596 and encodes 95 amino acids.
AAUGUUAUCGAAUAACAUUUUAACUUUUAUCUUUUAUCUAAAAUUUUAUCAAUAAGUAUAUAUAGUUUACUCACAAGUUAAAAUAAAGAUUAAUAUUUUUUAUUAAAAUCACCGGUUAAGAAAAACAUUGAAACCGGUAUUCAACGAAACGAUUCCAAACUUCUAACGUAUACGGAGUCGUUAUAAAAACUUUGUUAGUAAUAGAAUCAAACAUAAUCUUCAAUUUAAAUAAUAAUCAUUUUUGCAUUAUGUUAAUUAAAUAGUACAGUCGAAAAAUAGCAAUUAAAUAUUUUUUUUACUGGUUCAAAAUGUUAUUCUAUUCAUUCUUUAAGUCCUUAAUUGGAAAGGACGUGGUUGUAGAAUUAAAAAAUGACCUCAGUAUUUGCGGCACGCUGCAUUCCGUAGAUCAGUAUCUUAACAUAAAAUUAACUGAUAUAAGUGUAACAGACCCGGAUAAAUACCCUCACAUGUUGUCCGUAAAAAACUGUUUUAUUCGUGGAUCGGUAGUACGAUAUGUACAAUUACCAGGGGAUGAGGUGGAUACCCAAUUAUUACAAGAUGCUGCACGCAAAGAAGCGGCAGUUCAAGCAAGAUAGUUCAUAGUGUUAAUAGAAUUAAAAAUCAUUUAUUUUAUAUUACUGAAGUCAACAAUAAUACAUAAGCGUACAAGUUAUAA